Messenger RNA from Colletotrichum abscissum, 1017 nucleotides. RefSeq lists its product as uncharacterized. Gene Ontology annotation, molecular function: nucleotide transmembrane transporter activity. Lineage: Eukaryota; Fungi; Ascomycota; Sordariomycetes; Glomerellales; Glomerellaceae. The transcript is spliced from 5 exons. Bases 1 to 1017 code for a protein of 338 amino acids. Gene Ontology annotation, biological process: transmembrane transport; adenine nucleotide transport. The record is from RefSeq and is a predicted model, not a curated record.
AUGUCGCCUUCUCUCAAUGAUGCGGCGGUUCCUGCUGCUGCUCCGGGCCCAGCUCCGGAACCGGUCAAGUACCUCUGGUUUCGCGAUACCUUUUCCCAGCCCGUCAUUGCCGCCUUCUGCGCUGGCGGUGUUGCUGGUGCCGUCUCUCGAACCGUCGUCUCCCCCCUCGAGCGUCUCAAGAUCCUGUUCCAGGUCCAGAGCGUAGGACGCGAUGCCUACAAGCUGUCUGUAGGCCAAGGUCUGGCCAAGAUGUGGAGGGAAGAAGGCUGGAGAGGCUUUAUGGCUGGCAAUGGCACCAAUUGUGUGCGCAUUGUGCCGUACUCAGCUGUUCAGUUCGGCAGUUACAACUUUUACAAGCGGAACUUCUUUGAGUCUUCCCCCGGCGCAGACCUCUCUCCUCUCGCCCGUCUGACGUGUGGUGGUAUCGCUGGUAUCACUUCCGUCUUCUGCACAUAUCCUCUCGACAUUGUUCGCACUCGACUGUCUAUCCAGACUGCUUCCUUUGCAGAGCUAGGCCCUAGGGCCGAGAAGCUCCCGGGCAUGUGGACUGUCAUGGGCACCAUGUACAAGACGGAGGGCGGUAUCUCUGCCCUGUACCGUGGCAUCAUCCCCACUGUCGCUGGUGUUGCCCCCUACGUCGGCCUCAACUUCAUGGUCUACGAGUAUGUACGCAAGUACCUAACCCCCGAGGGUGACAAGAACCCCAGCGCCGUCAGGAAGCUGCUUGCUGGUGCCAUCUCUGGAGCUGUCGCUCAGACCUGCACCUAUCCCUUCGACGUUCUUCGCCGAAGAUUCCAGAUCAACACCAUGACGGGCAUGGGCUACCAGUACAAGGGCAUCACUGACGCUAUCCGGGUCAUCAUCACUCAGGAGGGCGUCAAGGGCCUGUACAAGGGCAUCGUCCCUAAUCUUCUCAAGGUUGCGCCGAGCAUGGCAUCCAGCUGGCUCAGUUUUGAGCUGUCACGCGACUUCUUGGUCUCUCUCAGACCUGAUGGUGACGGCGAGGCUGCUCUCUGA